Messenger RNA from Hibiscus syriacus, 1930 nucleotides. Its product is annotated as probable arabinosyltransferase ARAD1. The record is from RefSeq and is a predicted model, not a curated record. The coding region runs from base 239 to 1540 and encodes 433 amino acids. Gene Ontology annotation, molecular function: glycosyltransferase activity. NCBI's taxonomy places the organism in Eukaryota, Viridiplantae, Streptophyta, Magnoliopsida, Malvales, Malvaceae. The transcript is spliced from 4 exons.
AAUUUUCCAGCUAAUUUGGAGCACGAAUUUAGUUGGCGUUUCCGGGAAUUUACAACGGGACUGUAAAUAAAUUCAUUUUUGUUCUUUUUGUUUUGCUUCAAAUGCGGAUAAAGCAGAAUUUAAGUAUUUUUGUGUGUGUGUGGAAAUCCAAAGGACAAUUCAGCAAUAAAAGACUUCGAGUCACAGAUAUUAAUACAGUGAGCAAAGAGCAGAGGCAGAUCUCAAUUCUUACACAGCAAUGUACGGUAAAGCUGCAAUCUGCUUAUCAUUCGUGAUUCUCUUCCUCGUUUCAUGUUCAAUCUAUGUCGGCACCGUUGAUUUCAGAUCCUACUUCUUCCCUCUCCUUCAGUCGCCCACGGUUACACGCUCGCUCUGUGCUACCGGCCGCCCCCUCCGCGUUUACAUGUACGAUCUCCCCAGGAGAUUCCACGUCGGCAUGAUGGACCGUUGGAGCUCCUCCGAAGGAGCGGCUCCCUUGACGGCGGAAAAUUUCCCGCCUUGGCCAUCGAAUUCCGGGAUCAAGAGACAGCACAGUGUGGAGUACUGGUUAAUGGCGUCGCUUCUCCACGGCGGCGACGUUGUGGAAGGUAGGGAGGCGGUUAGGGUUUCGGAUCCUGAAACCGCGGAGGCCUUUUUUGUUCCCUUUUUUUCUUCGCUGAGUUUUAAUACGCACGGCCAUAAUAUGACGGAUCCUGAGACGGAGGUUGAUCGCCGAUUACAGGUUGAGUUACUGGAAUUCUUGCAAAAAUCCAAGUACUAUCAAAGAUCUGGAGGCAGAGACCAUGUAAUUCCCAUGACACAUCCAAAUGCUUUCAGAUUUCUUCGACAAGAGUUGAAUGCAUCACUCCUUAUUGUUGUAGAUUUUGGCCGCUAUCCUACAAAUGUGUCAAGUUUAAGCAAAGAUGUUGUUGCUCCGUACGUACAUGUUGUGGACUCCUUCACAGAUGAUGACCCUUUGGACCCAUAUGAGUCUCGAAAUACACUUCUUUUCUUCCGAGGAAAUACUGUCAGGAAAGAUCAAGGCAAAAUUCGAGUCAAACUGGCGAAGAUGUUGUCCGGUAUUGAUGAUGUUCAUUACGAGAAGAGCGUAGCAACUCCAAAAAACAUUAUAAUGUCUACAGAGGGGAUGCGUUCGUCGAAGUUCUGUCUGCAUCCUGCAGGUGACACACCUUCAUCUUGCCGACUGUUUGAUGCUAUUGUGAGCCAUUGUGUUCCCGUGAUCGUCAGUGAUAAUAUUGAGCUCCCCUAUGAGGAUGAAAUUGACUACACUGAAUUCUCAAUUUUCUUCUCUAUGAAAGAGGCAUUGGAACCAGGUUAUUUGCUCAAUCAGUUGCGUCAAUUUCCAAAGGACCGAUGGCUUGAAAUGUGGAACAGGCUCAAGAAUGUUUCCCAUCAUUUCGAGUUCCAGUACCCUCCGAAGAAGGAAGAUGCUGUCAAUAUGUUAUGGAGACAAGUAAAACACAAGCUUCCCGGGGUCCAACUUGCUUUACACAGAAGUAGAAGAUUGAAAAUUCCAGAUUGGUGGCAACGGAGGCGAUGAUAACAGAACCUUGUUUCAACACUGUACAUCACCGUAUUUAUCUCAUUUAUGGCAUCUGAUAGCGGGUAACGAGCAAAGGUGCAUGGAAAUCACAAGCCAACACAUCAUCAUGAGCCAUCUUUACCGAGCUCGUGACUUACGGUGCAUAGUUUCGAGCUUUUUUUUCUCUCUAAGGAAGCAGUCAAUUAAGAUUUGAACUCGGUUAAUAUUGUUUUUCAUCAUUUGUUUGUGCGGAUGUGGGUUAUAGAUAGUGUAAUGACAUAGGAUAUACACUUCCAGAGGUGGUUUUGUUUAGGUUCUAAUAUUUGCAUUCAGAUCUUGUACAAGUGUAUUCAAAGUGAUCAAGCUAAUUCAUGUAUCAGUACCUCAGAAACUUCAUUUGAUUUUGUC